UUCUAGUGUAACAGUUGAAGUCACAACACAACACAAAAAUGUUCCGCUUUAUCCUUGUUACCUCCGCAUUGAUUGCCUGCGCUUGCGCCGGUGCCUUGAAUAGUGAUAUAUUAGCGACUGGCAAUAGUUACCUCGAUAUCACUCCAGAGGGCAACUAUCAGUAUAGUUUGGAAACCUCCAAUGGUAUCUCUGCCCAGGAGUCUGGACUUGCUGGUCACUCUGUUCAGGGUAAAAGCUCUUACUACUCGCCGGAAGGUGAACUAAUCGAGGUGUUCUACGUUGCCGAUGAGAAUGGAUACCAGCCCCAAGGCUCUCAUCUGCCCACUCCACCACCAAUUCCAGCAGCUAUCCAGAAAUCCUUGGAAUACAUUCGCACUCACCCACAGUACGAUGAAGCCCAACAACAACAUCAUCAACAACAACCACAUCGCCAACAACAACAACACCGUGCUUCAUCUUUCGGUAAACCAACUAAGUAUUUCGGUUAAAUGUGAAAACCCAUUCGAAUUAAGAAAUAAUUCAAUUCUGAAAGCUUUCAUAAUAUGUAUGUUUUUAAAUAAACGAACGUGAUGUAAUAUAAA
Messenger RNA from Drosophila innubila, 581 nucleotides. RefSeq names its product pupal cuticle protein Edg-78E-like. Gene Ontology annotation, molecular function: structural constituent of chitin-based larval cuticle. Gene Ontology annotation, cellular component: chitin-based extracellular matrix. The record is from RefSeq and is a predicted model, not a curated record. The transcript has 2 exons. NCBI's taxonomy places the organism in Eukaryota, Metazoa, Arthropoda, Insecta, Diptera, Drosophilidae. The coding region runs from base 39 to 488 and encodes 149 amino acids.